Molecule: messenger RNA, 3566 nt
Organism: Equus quagga
Lineage: Eukaryota; Metazoa; Chordata; Mammalia; Perissodactyla; Equidae
Gene: TTLL8
Product: tubulin tyrosine ligase like 8
Exons: 13
Coding region: 62-2506 (814 amino acids)
Biological process (GO): cilium assembly; cilium movement; protein polyglycylation
Cellular component (GO): cilium
Molecular function (GO): protein-glycine ligase activity, initiating
Source: RefSeq, a predicted model, not a curated record
GGGGCCGGUCCCGGGGGCCCCCGCGGCCAGAGGGAGGAAAGGCAAGCUGCCGGCGGCCGGAAUGGAGCCGGGGGAGAGGAAGAAGCUCCCGUCUGCCUCGUCGGAAGGAGACCGGAGAGAAGAAAAUAAGUUAAAACAAGGAAUUUCCCGUGACUUGACUUCUUCCCCCAAGUUAGACAGAUACAAAAUAGCAAAACAAUUAACGGAAAAAGCAAUCAAGGAAAAGAAGAUUUUCUCCAUCUACGGACACUACCCAGUGAUCCGGGCCAUCCUGCGGAGGAAGGGCUGGGUGGAGAAGAAGUUCCACUUUCUGCCCAAGGUCACUCUGAACGUGGGAGAUGAGAGUGCAGGGACGACGGAAAAUAAAUGUGCCGAAGGCAAAGAAAAUGAAAACAUGGCUUUGGAGAAAACAGACGACAUCCAUGAUGUGAUGUCCAGGUUGGUAAAAAAUGAAAUGCCGUACUUCCUCUGGACCAUCAAAAGGGACGUCAUUGACUAUCACAGCUUGAACGGUGACCAGAUGCUGAAUCACUACUGGAAGACGGGCUCCUUUACCACCAAGAUCGGGCUAUGCUUGAACAUGCGGAGCCUGCCGUGGUACGCCCAGGCCAACCCUGACUCCUUCUUCCCACGCUGUUACGGCCUCUGCACCGAGAGUGAGAAGCAAGAAUUCCUGGACGACUUCCGGCACACAGUGGCCUCCAGCAUCCUCAAGUGGGUAGUCAGCCACCAGACCUGCGACAGGAGCAAACCCAAGAGCAGGAGGGAGGAGGCCCGUGACAGUGACCCCAGCAACAGGAAAGGUCCUGAGAACGAUGAAUCAAAGCUCAGAGGCCUCUCCGGGCAGCUUGUGGACACUGCAUGCAGAGUGUGUCAGGCCUACCUGGGGCAGCUGGAGCAUGAGGACAUCGACAUCUCCGAGGACGCCGUCCAGGACCUCACAGAGGAUGAGUGGAAGGACCUGACCCAGCAGUACUACGCCCUCGUCCAAGGCGAUGCUUUCAUCUCCAAUUCAAGAAGUCACUUUUCGCAGUGCCAGGCUCUGCUGAAUAGACUCACGUCCGUGAACCCUCAAAUAGAGAUCGACGGGCUUCGGAACAUCUGGAUCAUAAAGCCUGCAGCCAAGUCCCGGGGCCGAGAUAUAGUGUGCAUGAGCCGCGUGGAGGAAAUCCUGGAGCUGGUGGCUGCAGACCACCUCCCCACCAAGGACAACAAGUGGGUGGUGCAGAAGUACAUCGAGACGCCACUGCUCAUCUACGACACCAAGUUCGACAUCAGGCAGUGGUUCCUGGUCACCGACUGGAACCCCCUGACCAUCUGGUUCUACAAGGAGAGCUACCUGCGGUUUUCAACACAGCGCUUCUCCCUGGACAAUCUGGACAGCGCCAUCCACCUGUGCAACAACUCCAUCCAGAAGCACCUGCAGAACGACAAGGAGCGCAGCCCGCUGCUGCCCGGCCACAACAUGUGGACCAGCACCCGCUUCCAGGAGUACCUUCGCCGGCGGGGCUGCAGUGCUGUGUGGGGCAGCGUGGUGUACCCGGCCAUGAAGCGCGCCGUGGUGCACGCCAUGAGGGUGGCGCAGGCCCGCGUCGAGCCGCGCAAGAACAGCUUCGAGCUCUACGGUGCUGACUUCGUGCUGGGGCGCGACUUCCGGCCCUGGCUGAUCGAGAUCAACUCCAGCCCCACGAUGCACGCGUCCACGCCGGUCACGGCGCAGCUGUGCGCGCAGGUGCAGGAGGACACCAUCAAGGUGGUGGUGGACCGCAAGGCUGACCGCAGCUGCGACACUGGCAACUUUGAGCUGCUGUGGAGACAGCCUGCGGUGGAGCUGCCACCAUUCCACGCCUCUGACCUUUGUGUGGAAGGCGUCAGUGUGAGAAAAGCCAGGAAGCAAAUGCCGCCCAUUUCCAGCUUCAGUUGCUCAUCUUCACUCUCGGACAGUCAGCCCCUAGCAGUGAGGUGCCCCUCGGCCACGCCAGACCCGGCACCAGGACGCCCACCGACGGCCCCCCAGCAGGACUUGAAACUUAGAAAUGAAAAGGUACUUCCUUGCACCUUGCCUGCACCCUUAAAGAGGCCGGCCCAGAGAAGCCAUACCGUCCAGUCCGUCCACGCUGAGUCUGGCGGCAGGGUAGAAUUUCCCUCCUGUCAUUUUCAACACGCAGACAGUAAGGCCCUGAAAACCGGUCUUUCCAAAGCUGAGUCCAACCCACCCUCGGAUUCAGACUCAUUAGAUGUGCACCCACUGCUGCCCGUGCUUCCGAGCGUGAAGACGGUGGAGGGCACUGUGGCUCAGCCGCCCAGACCACCAGGUAACAGCACCUGUCCCAGUGUCUGUCUGCCUGGGGCUGCCUGCUCCACGUCCUCUGGGCCUCUGGUCAGGGCAGAGAGCGAGCGCCAGCCUGAGCCUGGACAGGGUUGGGGGCAUCCUGUCUCUGUCCUCGGCCGGCCAGGUUGUCAGGAUAGUGGGGGUCCUGGUGCAGCAGUUCCAGGGACCGGCUGAGCACCGGGGUCCCCUCCUCAGGACCAGGUGGGUGAUGGCCUUUGUCUUGCUCCCUCAUGGCAAAUGGGGGAUUGAGUUCGAGAUUUGAACAGCGCCAAGUGCCAUACGUGGGCCGUGGCCGGCAAUCACUGGGCUCCUGCAUUCAGUUUUCUCAAGUUCCUGAUGGAGCUGACCAUAUGUGGCCUGGGAACCUGUCCUGGCCCGGGGCUUGGAGCACAGAUAGACAGGUGUGGGGCAGCCCCGAGUCUCUGGGGGUGGCCAGGCCACGUUGACCUACACCCCAGUGCAGCUUCCAACGGUGUCUGGCCCCCAGCAGAGGCCCAGAGAGUGUGUGUGAUGAAUAGACACAGGCCAGACCCACGCCUCUGCCUUGCUCUGCCCCAGUGCACGUACUCACCUCCCUAGACACACCCGAAAAUCUGUACCUGCUGUUCCCUCCGCCCCCUCUCCUUGGCACCAAUAGCCUCUCUGCCCAUCUGUCUGCCUGCCCUAGAUGGGGAGUUCCUAAGGGCAUGGUUCUUACUGCUAUUUUCGCCACUGCGUCACGGCACCUGGGACACAGCAGGGGUUCAGUGGACGUUUGUUGGACCAUCGCAUGCAUGGAUUGCCCCUCAGAAUUGCGAGCUCCCGUCCUGCCCACCUCCUCACCUGUCAGCCCUAUGGCUUAACAGCUUGCCUGUGUGGGGAAAUUCCAGACUUUUUGCUUUUAUGAAACAAUGUUUCCUUUUUCCUAAUAUUCUGUGCAGCUUUCUGCAGACAUCUUCCUAGGAGUGAAACAUCGACAGGGUAUGCACACUUCAACUUGAUUAGGUGUAUUGGCUGCUGUAACAAAGUAUCACCAACUUGGUUUAAACAACUGAAAUGUAUUCUCUCACGUCUAGAGGCCAGAAGUCCAAAGUCCGGGUAUUGGCAGGGCCAUGCUCUCUCAGAGGCUGUAGGAAAGAAUCCUUCCUUGUCUCUUCCAGCUUCUGACGGCUGCUGGCAGUCCUUGUGUUCCUUGGUUUGUGGAUGCAUUGCUCCACCUCUGCCCUGUCUUCACAUAGUGUUCUCUCUGUGUGUC